GGCUGGCCCGGGAGCUGCGCGCUGGGCCCAGGAGGGUCAGUACCCGCACGGGUCUAAUCCAGGGCCCCUUGAAAGGCCACCUGCACGCGCCCUCAGGUUGCCGCAUCCUGAGCACUCGGGGACCCAGGGACGCCCGUCUGGGGGCGGCGGCCUCGCUGCGGAGCCGCCCACGCCGCGCUCCAGGAGCUGCAGUCAGCAGGAUGGGUAUUGGGACAUGCUGAUCUCCCCUUGAGACAGCUCUGCCGGCCAUGAGGUCUGCCACUCACAGCCAUCAGCGACAGUCUGCAUUGUAGAGUGAAAGCAGCCACAGACAACAAGCCACUGAAUAAUCUGACCACCCUGCUCACUGCCGGAUGACACGUGCUUUGCCCAUGGCCUUGGCCAGCAGGCGUCCCAGCCAUGGAGGACUGCAACGUGCACUCGGCUGCCAGCAUCCUGGCCUCGGUGAAGGAGCAGGAAGCUCGCUUCGAGCGGCUGACAUGGGCACUAGAGCAGGAGCGGCGCCAUGUUGCCCUGCAGCUGGAGCGUGCCCAGCAGCCUGGUGUGGGCAGUGGUGGCGUGGGCAGUGGGCAGCCCCUGCCGAUGGCUUGGCAACAGCUGGUCUUGCAGGAGCAGAGCCCAGGCAGCCAGGUCUCACUGGCCACAAUGCCAGAGGCACCUGAGGUGCUAGAGGAGACAGUGACAGUGGAGGAGGACCCUGGCACACCCACCUCGCAUGUGUCCAUCGUCAUGUCGGAAGAUGGCACUACAAGGCGCACGGAGACCAAGGUCACCAAGACAGUCAAGACAGUGACCACACGGACAGUGCGCCAGGUGCCUAUGGGCCCAGACGGCCUCCCCAUCCUGGAUGGUGGCCCUCCGCUGGGGCACUUUGCUGAUGGCCCCCUGGACCGGCACUUCCUGCUGCGUGGGGGUGGCCCAGCUGCCACGCUCUCUCGAACCUACCUCAGCAGUGGGAUUGGCUUUCCUGACAGUCCGGAGCCCCGUGACGUCCCGAGCUAUGGCAGCCUGUCCCGUGGGCUGGGGGUGCGGCCCCCUCGUGGUGGCCCCCUUGGCCCAGGGCCCGGGGAUGGCUGCUUCACACUGCCUGGCCGCCGUGAAGCCUUCACUGAGGGCCCUGAGCCUGUGCCGCCGGCCAGCCGCUCCCAGCCUGAGCGCUUCCAGGCAGAGCCAUAUGGCUUGGAGGACGACACACGCAGCCUGGCUGCCGAUGAUGGGGGCGGCCCGGAGCUGGAAGCUGACUAUGGCACGGCCACGAGGAGGAGGCCUGACUGUGGGCGGGGCCUUCGCACUAGGGCCUACGAGGACGUGGCAGACGAUAGCGGUGAGAUGAUGGAAGAGAGGCCCCCGUUCCCAGCCACAACAGCUCCCCUGGCCCAGCCAGAACGGGGCAGCCUGGGCAGCCUGGACCGGGUGGUGCGGCACUCGCCCUCUGUGGACAGUGCCCGCAAGGAGCCACGGUGGCGGGACCCUGAGCUGCCCGAGGUCCUGGCCAUGCUGCGGCAUCCCGUGGACCCUGUGAAGGCCAACGCGGCUGCCUACCUGCAGCACCUGUGCUUUGAGAAUGAGGGUGUCAAGCGCCGCGUGAGGCAGCUGCGGGGACUGCCGCUGCUUGUGGCUCUGCUGGACCACCCAAGGGCAGAGGUGCGGCGCCGGGCCUGCGGGGCCCUGAGAAACCUUUCCUAUGGCCGAGACACUGACAACAAGGCCGCCAUCCGGGACUGCGGCGGCGUGCCGGCCCUGGUGCGCCUGCUGCGGGCUGCCCGGGACAACGAGGUCCGAGAGCUCGUCACAGGCACACUCUGGAACCUGUCAUCCUACGAGCCCCUGAAGAUGGUCAUCAUUGACCAUGGCCUACAGACACUGACUCACGAGGUCAUUGUGCCCCACUCGGGCUGGGAGCGAGAGCCCAAUGAGGACUCCAAGCCACGGGAUGCUGAGUGGACGACUGUCUUCAAGAACACAUCAGGCUGCUUGAGGAACGUGAGCUCAGAUGGUGCAGAGGCCCGGCGGCGACUUCGGGAGUGUGAAGGGCUGGUGGACGCGCUCCUGCAUGCCCUGCAGUCAGCUGUGGGCAGGAAGGACACGGACAACAAGUCGGUGGAGAACUGCGUCUGCAUCAUGCGGAACCUGUCCUACCAUGUGCACAAGGAGGUGCCCGGGGCCGACAGGUACCAGGAGGCGGAGCCUGGGCCCCCGGGCAGUACUGCAGGCUCCCAGCACCGGAGGCGGGAUGACGCUGGCUGCUUCGGUGGCAAGAAGGCCAAAGGUGUGCAGUGGGAAGCUGAGACGCCCUGGGCAGGCUCGGGGGGUGCUGCCCGCUCAGGCUCGUCUCCUUUCUCCUGUGCUUCCUCCGGCCGCCCAGAGGACUGGUUCCAUCAAGGGAAGAAGGAUGGUGAGAUGGACCGAAACUUCGACACACUGGACCUGCCCAAGAGAACUGAGGCUGCCAAGGGCUUUGAGCUGCUGUACCAGCCCGAGGUGGUGCGUCUCUACCUCUCCCUCCUCACGGAGAGCCGGAACUUCAACACCCUGGAGGCUGCAGCCGGUGCCCUGCAGAACCUCAGUGCUGGCAACUGGAUGUGGGCCACGUACAUUCGCGCCACCGUGCGCAAGGAGCGCGGGCUGCCGGUGCUGGUGGAACUGCUGCAGUCCGAGACCGACAAGGUGGUGCGCGCUGUCGCCAUCGCUUUGCGCAACCUUUCGCUGGACCGACGCAACAAGGACCUCAUUGGGAGCUACGCCAUGGCUGAGCUGGUGCGGAAUGUGCGCAAUGCGCAGGCUCCAGCACGACCUGGGGCCCACUUGGAGGAGGACACGGUGGUGGCCGUGCUCAACACCAUCCACGAGAUCGUGUCGGACAGCCUGGACAACGCACGCUCGCUGCUGCAGGCCCGUGGUGUGCCGGCGCUGGUGGCCCUUGGUGCCUCCAGCCAAUCAGUGCGAGAGGCGAAGGCCGCGUCCCACGUGCUGCAGACAGUGUGGAGCUACAAGGAGCUGCGUGGUGCCCUGCAAAAGGAUGGCUGGACCAAGACACGCUUCCAGUCGGCUGCCGCUAAUGCCAAGGGGCCCAAGGCAGCACUGAGUUCUGGAGGCUUUGAUGACAGCACACUGCCGCUGGUGGACAAGAGCCUCGAUGGCGAGAAGCCAGGCAGCCGGGACGUGAUCCCUAUGGAGGCUCUUGGCCCAGAUGGAUACACUACGGUAGACCAGAGGGAGUGGAGGGCUCGAGGCAGUGCCCCUGCGGGGGACAUCUCUGAGAAGGAGCCUUUAAAACCUGACCCCAGCAGGAAGGCUCCUCCGGGGCCCAGCCGGCCCGCGGUCAGGCUGGUGGACGCUGUGGGGGACGCUAAGCCUCAGCCCGUUGACUCCUGGGUCUAGCUUGCAUGCCUGGGCUUGGGCCCAGCCUUUCAUUCUUAGGGAUCUGAUCGUGGGAAGAAGGGAACUCCAGGGCCGGCCUACACAGACCCUGCGUGGAACUUGGAGCCCCCUGGUGGCAGGGCUCAGCAGCGCCUCUGCACCAGAUCCAAGGCUGGACUUUCUGGACCUGCCUACCUUCCCACCCCCUGGCUCCCUCCCUCCUAACUCCCUAGACAGAGUUAGCUGUUUACUG
This is a messenger RNA of Phyllostomus hastatus (greater spear-nosed bat), 3613 nucleotides long. RefSeq names its product ARVCF delta catenin family member (gene ARVCF). The transcript has 21 exons. Gene Ontology annotation, molecular function: cadherin binding. Bases 400 to 3381 code for a protein of 993 amino acids. Lineage: Eukaryota; Metazoa; Chordata; Mammalia; Chiroptera; Phyllostomidae. The record is from RefSeq and is a predicted model, not a curated record. Gene Ontology annotation, cellular component: adherens junction; cytoplasm; plasma membrane. Gene Ontology annotation, biological process: cell-cell junction assembly; cell-cell adhesion.